Scatophagus argus is the source of this 6153-nucleotide messenger RNA. RefSeq names its product iron-responsive element binding protein 2 (gene ireb2). The record is from RefSeq and is a predicted model, not a curated record. Lineage: Eukaryota; Metazoa; Chordata; Actinopteri; Scatophagidae. Gene Ontology annotation, molecular function: 4 iron, 4 sulfur cluster binding; aconitate hydratase activity; iron-responsive element binding. Gene Ontology annotation, biological process: citrate metabolic process; tricarboxylic acid cycle. The transcript is spliced from 23 exons. Gene Ontology annotation, cellular component: cytosol; mitochondrion. The coding region runs from base 236 to 3157 and encodes 973 amino acids.
CACCGAUUGAACUUACCUGUCGCGGGUGGGUGGAUUGGGGGGCUCGUGUAGCUCGGGUUCACCGUCCGGCUCCGCGGUCACUGUGGCGAAAGUGAGCUGCAGCUGUUAAACUCAUACGACCUGCUCUUCUGCUACGAGUAAAUGGCGAGUGGGCGUGGCCGUAGAACUCUGCGUUCGGAUUGGUCGGCUCGGUGUGCAGUCGUGAGAACGGGUCGUGUUGAUUUCAGAAGUCAUCAUGGCGCUCACUUCCCCAGUCAAAGAGCACCCGUAUGGUCACCUAAUCGACACACUGAACGAAGGCAGGAUCAGGUUCUUCAACCCACAGAAAUUAAAAGAUCCGAGAUAUGACGCGCUGCCUCUGUCCAUCCGUGUCUUACUGGAAGCAGCAAUUCGUAACUGUGAUGGCUUUUACACAAAAGAGGAAGACGUCCAGAACAUCCUGGACUGGCAGCAGCAGCAGAAUAAAGCCGAGGUGCCGUUUUCUCCAGCGCGAGUCCUUCUCCAGGACUUCACUGGUAUUCCUGCCAUGGUGGACCUGGCAGCCAUGAGGGACGCUGUGGCCAAACAUGGCGUGGAUCCCGGCCUGGUCAACCCUAAAUGCCCCACAGACCUCAUUGUAGAUCACUCAUUACAGAUUGAUUACAGCAAAUGUGCCAUACAGAAUGCUCCAAACCCAGGUGGAGGGGGCGGCCCAAGCCAGAGCCAGGGUCCUUCCCGAUCCACGCCCUCCAGGCCUCAGUCCAGAGGAGGGUCACAGUGUGGGGGCCAGCGGGGCUCCUGUAGUAAAGCCGCCUGCAGUGACCCUCAGGCUUCCCCGGGUGGAUCUCCAGCGUCUGUCCAGCAGAUUGAGAACACGCCUCUCCUCUGCCCAUUCCACCUGCAGCCUGUGUCUGAAACUGAAACAGCUCUGAAGAACCAGGAACUGGAACUGACCAGAAACAAAGAGAGGCUUCAGUUCUUCAAGUGGUGUUCAAAAGCUUUUAAGAACGUGAACGUGGUUCCUCCGGACUUUGGUGCAGUCCACCAGGUGAAUCUGGAGUAUCUGUCCAGAGUGAUCCAGGUCAGCGACGGUUUCAUCUACCCUGACAGUGUGGUGGGAACCGAUUCACACACCACCAUGAUCAACGGCUUGGGCAUCCUGGGCUGGGGUGUUGGAGGGAUCGAGUCAGAAGCCGUCAUGCUGGGCCAGCCGGUGUCUCUCACCCUUCCUCAGGUGGUGGGCUGUAAACUGGUGGGCUCCAUCAACCCCCUGACCACCUCCAUAGACGUCGUCCUCGGCAUCACAAAGCACUUGCGGCAGGCAGGGAUCUCUGGGAAGUUUGUAGAGUUUUUUGGACCUGGCGUCUCCCAGCUAUCUGCUCCCGACCGAACCACCAUCGCCAACAUGUGCCCGGAGUACAACGCUACUGUCAGCUUCUUCCCCAUCGACCGAGUCACACUCAAGCACUUUAAAAAGACAAAUUUCACCACGGAAAAACUUGAAUUGCUGGAGUCUUACAUGAAGGCUGUAAAACUUUUCCGAAGCUACGAAGACGCCUCUGAAGACCCGCAGUAUUCUGAGGUGAUUGAGAUCAACCUGAGCUCCAUGGUGCCGUAUGUGAGUGGACCAAAGAGGCCUCAGGACCGAGUGGCCGUCAGCAGCAUGAAAGAAGACUUUCAGAAGUGUCUUGAUGAGAAGGUUGGCUUCAAAGGCUUCCACAUCUGUAAGGAGAAGCAGGACAUCCAGGUUCCUUUCCUGCACUGCGGUCAGGAGUAUCAGCUGGUCCACGGCUCGGUGGUCAUCGCUGCUGUCAUCAGCUGCACCAACAACUGCAACCCAUCUGUCAUGCUGACUGCAGGUCUGCUGGCUAAGAAGGCUGUGGAGGCGGGGCUUGUUGUCAAACCGUAUAUCAGGACCAGCCUGGCUCCUGGAAGUGGCAUGGUCACUCACUACCUCAAUACCAGUGGAGUCCUGCCUUACUUUAGCCAGUUGGGGUUCGAGGUGAUUGGUUACGGCUGUGCCACAUGUGUAGGGAACACGGCUCCGUUACCUGAAGCAGUCGUGGAUGCAAUCAAACAGGGGGAUCUGGUGGCCUGCGGUAUUUUGUCUGGCAACAGGCACUUUGAAGGCCGCCUGUGUGACUGCGUGCGUGCCAACUACCUGGCCUCCCCUCCCCUGGUGGUGGCUUACGCUCUUGCAGGGACUGUGGGAAUCGACUUCGAGAAGGAGCCACUGGGUGUGACCUCAGAGGGGAAGGAGGUGUACCUCUGUGACAUCUGGCCGUCCAGGGAGGAGGUCCAACAGACUGAAGAGGACACCGUCAUCUCCUCCAUUUUUAAGGAUCUCAAGGGAAGGAUGGAGAAAGGGAACACGUUUUGGAACAACAUUGACUGUCCAGAUUCUGUGGUCUUCCCCUGGGAUCACAAGUCCACAUAUAUCCGCUCGCCGUCUUUCUUCAGCAAGUUGAGUAAAGAGGUUUCGCCUCCUCAGUCGAUAGAGAGCGCUCACGUUUUACUGUUCCUCGGCGACAAAGUGACCACGGACCACAUCUCGCCAGCCGGCAGCAUUGCCAGGGUCAGCGCCGCUGCCAAGUACCUGCUGAGCAAACGCCUGACACCGCGAGAGUUUAACUCAUAUGGCGCUCGCAGAGGGAACGACGCAGUGAUGACCAGAGGAACGUUCGCCAGCAUCAAGCUCCAAAAUCGAUUCAUCGGCAAAUCAGGCCCCAAAACUUUGCACAUUCCUUCAGGCCAGACGCUGGAUGUCUUUGAGGCAGCUGAACGUUAUCAGAGAGACGGCAUUCCCCUCAUCAUCCUGGCGGGGAAAGACUACGGUUCUGGAAACUCCAGGGACUGGGUAGCCAAAGGACCAUACCUGCUGGGGGUACGUGCCGUCAUCGCCGAGAGCUUUGAGAAGCUGCACAAGAACCAGCUGGUGGGAAUGGGCAUCAUGCCGCUCCAGUUCCUGCCAGACCAGAACGCAGACUCACUGGAACUCAGCGGGAAGGAGAGGUUCACCAUCACCCUGCCUGACAGCCUGAGUCCCAGGCAGCAGCUCACCGUCAAGACAAACCAAGGAAAAUCCUUCUUCGUCACCGCGCUGUUUGACACCGAGAUGGAUGUUAAAAUUUUCCAGCAAGGAGGGCACUUUAGAUACGUUGCUCGGACUUUUCUCUGAAACAGCCUUCAGCCCGGCCUCGCUCCUACUGAAUGCGCCCGAGGUCCAUGAACAGCAAGCCCCGAUCAUUUCAUCAUGAGUUCGUCUGGAGAGGGAACGAAAGACAGCCCGUUGGAGCAACGUGAGAGCUGAUGAUUCGCCUCAACAUCACGAGAUGUCACCUAACAGACCUGAGCCUGAACUGCUUCUCCCUCACAUGGCACGCGGCUGUUUGUGCGUGUGCAACAGCAGCAUUUCCCCUCACAAGACAGACAAAAUAAAGGCAGGAAAAAGAGGAGUCAUUCGCUCAACGAGGAGGCUGUACCCCAAACCGCAACGACGACCUUUGAGCGUCUUUUUUCGUGCGUUUUAUUGACGGAGACCGAAUUUGCAGAGCACUUUCCUUCAUCAGGGACUUGAGCCAAAAAGCAGUGAAUCCUGUUCUUCUUUAACUAAUAAAAAACAAACAAAACAAUCCUGCCUAGAAAGGUUGACAUGGUGCUCAGUACUACAGCGUCAAUACAGUGUCUUUUUUUAGGGUGCAGUAAAGCCAGUUUAUCCCAACAUCCAAGUAAAUUGUCUGACUCGAGGAACUGCAGAAAUGUGCAGUUGAUUUCAGUUGCUCGCUUUUCUUAUUGCGGCCAAACAAUCUCAUGUCUGUUCAUAUUUCUUUAAUCAAAUUUGCCUUUUGCAAACAGUACAGUUGCCACCUGAUAAACUCAGUUUCUACUCUGUGGGAAAUGUGAAAUCCGCCUUUUAGCUGUCGCUUGUGUCGUCACUAAGCUCGCUGCAUAAAGAUGUCACCUUCUGCGACUGCUGCGGCAGGCAGGCAGGCGGUCAGUCAGUCAGACAGGCAGUCAGUCAGUCAGACAGUCAGUCAGACAGGCAGUCAGUCAGGCAGUCAUGCCUCAAAGCAGCAGCAGCUUCUAAGUCUGAUGAAUUUUGUGUUUGCACACACACAGUAUGACAGCGUAUUAUCAAGUUAAAAAGUUUAGUCACAUGGUGCUGACAUGAAAAGUAGUUCUUGUUGCUGUCGCUGUACGCUUGUCAUUUUGAUUUAGCUUUAUUUUUAUGUAUGAUUGAAAACAGCAGACUUGUCUUGUCUCCAGUGUCCAAUUAAGUCCCUCUCGGCAGUCUGAGUCCUCGACCCUCCUGCAGACCCUCAACAUUACAACGAGCAGAAAUGUUUAUUUAAAGGGGACCUCCGCGGAUUUUUCGCACACCAAAAUCUGUCCGCAGCUCUUGAGGAGUCGUAAAAAAGCGUUUUGUGGCUCCGGAGCCGCGUGAAAUCCUCAGCCUCAGCGUGACGUCCUCUGAGUCAGUCGGCUGUCUGGAAACUACAAGUUUGAAAGGGAAAGAAAAAUCUCAGGGGGUGUUGAGACUGAAAGAAGUGAGUCUGUUGGUCCCUGUAGCCCGCUCUGCUUGAGCCCUGACGUCGUGGGCCCUUGAGUGGCAUUAUGGGUAAUAUGCCAAAUGGGUGCUGCAGUGAGACGAGUGAGUUUGGCGAAACUCGCACGUCAUGUGUUCCACCUCCACACGCGGGUUUGUUGCCGCUGCUGGUGUGAUCCCCCUUACGAGAUGGUCUCUGGUUUUGCUUGUCCCAGAGUGGACGCUGAUCCAUGACUUCAAACCGAUGCUGCCCAGGGCCACAAAUGGCCCCCUUUCCUGCUUUCGGCUCUCCCUCAUUUCCAGGGCCCUCGCUCAGACUCCUCCCACCUUCAGUCUUCAUUUUGACAGCAGCUGCACCCUUGUGAAGUUUAGUGACUGUGUGUCCAUGGACAUAAAGACAUAAAGACUCCUGGCAAAGUACUCAGACCUGCUUCUGUGGUAGUUCCCGUUACAGUAAGUGUCUCCAGGAAGACAUAAGUAACAGUAAAAUCUUAAUUUAGCCAUCAUGAGCUGCUGGUCAUAUCUGAACAAGGAAGGCCUCAAAAGCAGCAAAACUUCUGAGUGACUUCACCUGAGAACGGUGCGUUUUGUCUGAUUAGAUGAAAAGAAAAUCACUUGUAAGAGGAGGAAUGUGCUGAUGGACGGGCCUCAACAUUGAUCUGAUGCUCUGUGAGAAGAGACUGUGAGACUGAUUAUUCACAUGAUCACUUUUAACCGCUGGAGCAGAUCCUGUUUUGGCACAAUGUGGCGAUGAAAGCUGCAUGGAGGUGACAGGUGUACGCCGGUGGAUCAGUUCACUCGAGGAGAUUCUCAGAUCCAUCCUACUGAGAAAGUGACUGAUUGUCAUCAUUCACCAGCUCAUACUGCAGUCUGGACUGACUGAAGUGGAUUGUGAGUGAUGGGACAGCAGCCCUGCGUACAACACAAGUGUUCUUUAGCUUGUAUUUCAUCACGACUGAAGUGCACUGGGGCACAGGACUCAGUCUUUGUGUGUCAGCUCUGUAUGAUUUAAUAUUUGUGCGCGAUCAGACCAUUUUGUUAAGACGAUGGCACUCACUGAAAUCAUCCAUCCAGUGUAACAACAUGUCACAGGCUGGCCUCUUUAUGCAUAUGUGUUAUUAUUUAGAGAGCAUGAACAGAAGUUAUUUAUUGUUACCUACACUGCUCUGUAAUACGUUGAAAACCAUUAACUGCCUGGAACUGUUGCAAAAAAGAUGUUUUGUUUUGUUUUGUUCAUUUUAAGGGUGAGUAGAGACUGUGCUUUGCCUUGUCCCAACUGCCAAAAGGAGCUCAAGGAGCCGUCGUGUGAAGACUUGAUGUGUGGGUGCCUCGUGUGUGAAGAUCUCCCAUAGUUUCAGUUACAGGACGUGUAGGUCCUCAGCCGGCCUCAGUCCGUCUUUCAGAGCUUGCCUUCAUAGCUUGAGCAGGUUGUUGUAGUUUGUUCAGUGAUGUCUGGAUUGAACCGCAUUGUGAAUUGAAGCGGCAGCGUGAACGCGUCGCAGGUAGCCGCCGCCGCUUCCGCCGCUGCUGCGGUGAAGCGAAGUAUUCAAACAAGGUGCGUGGCCGCACGCGUGAAAAGGUGUCUGUAAUCAUACUGUACAUAGUUUUUAAUAAAUGGUAAAGCAGAG